This is a messenger RNA of Peronospora farinosa, 921 nucleotides long. NCBI's taxonomy places the organism in Eukaryota, Oomycota, Peronosporomycetes, Peronosporales, Peronosporaceae. The record is from the annotation of a GenBank genome assembly.
AUGUCAUCAAUCACCAAGUCUCCCAUUGCAUUAAUAGCUCAACCAUAUAUCUGUGGUGGCUCUUCUGCCGUAUUUGCAGCCGUUGCUAUCCAUCCCAUUGAUCUAGUUAAAGUGCAUUUACAAUUAGCAGGUCAAACCGGUUCCAACGUCACGGGUCUGGGCAUUGCUCGCUCCGUUGUAGCAAAGGAAGGUAUUACCGGAUUAUAUGCGGGUUUAUCAGCUGCUGUAGCCCGUCAAAUGGUUUAUGGUACAGCCCGUCUUGGAAUGCAUCGUGCCUUUUCUGAUAAGAUGAUUGCACGUCGCGUCGCCAAUGGUGAAAGCGCGUCACUGCCACUUGCUAUCAAGUCUGGAUCAGCUAUUGUUACGGGCGGGAUUGCUGCAACACUGGGCUGUCCUAUGGACGUUGCUCUUGUUCGGAUGCAAGCCGAUACAUUGACCAAGAGUGGCGAGAAACGUGGUUACAAGAACGUAUUUGAUGCCAUUUUGAAGAUCGCAGGCUCGGAAGGUGUAGCGACACUGUGGCGCGGCAGCAUCCCUCUUGUCGCUCGUGGUGCUGCCAUGAAUCUUGGCAUGAUGGCCUCCUAUGAUCAGGCAAAGGAGAUGAUUGUGGCUCAGUAUGGCCCCGGUUUCGUCACAAACAUUGGUGCCAGUGCUGUGUCUGGCUUUGCCUGCGCCUUCACGUCACUGCCUUUUGAUCUGGUCAAGUCGCGUCUUAUGAACAUGAAGGUAGACCCCAUGACGGGACAGAACCCGUACUCAGGCGUGACAGAUUGCUUUAAGCAGAUCAUUACUAAGGAAGGACCUUUCAAGCUUUGGCGUGGAUACUGGACGUACUACACGCGCUGUGCACCUAACGCUAUGAUCGUGCUUCUGGUAGUUGAACAACUCAAUUCGGUAUACAAGAAAGCCUUCCUCGACUAG